Suillus discolor is the source of this 150-nucleotide messenger RNA. RefSeq lists its product as uncharacterized. The annotation marks the transcript as partial. The transcript has a single exon. The record is from RefSeq and is a predicted model, not a curated record. NCBI's taxonomy places the organism in Eukaryota, Fungi, Basidiomycota, Agaricomycetes, Boletales, Suillaceae.
CUGUUUGACUCUGGUGCAUCACAACAUAUGUCAUUAUACUGUGACUUGUUACAAGACUUCGUCAACAUAGUCCCAAAGCCAAUAACAACCACUGACAAACAUACCUUUCAAGCAAUCGGCAAGGGCAACAUUAUGAUUCUGUUGCCAAAC